AAUAUUUUCCUAAUAUCCAAUAUAAACCUCCCUGCUGAUGUCUGAAAUUCUUUCCUAUUUAGUGCAUUUUCCAUAAACAUUACAGUCCUUCUUGCUGGCUUUUAAGAACUCCUUUUCUUUAAUAGGCCACAUGGAGGACCUCCUCUCCAAAUAAACAUUUUAGGACAUGCUUAGUCUUAAUCUUGAAAUAACACUUAGGAUUAGCCUUGGAGUGUAUUUAUCACACUCAGGUCCCUUUGGCAAGGGUAGCCAUUUCAUGGAUCAGAUUUCCCAUCAUUUCUACCUGCUCCAAGAGAACUCUCCCAGGCCUGGAGAAACUGCUCAGGGUUCACUCUGCUCAGGAGUGCUUCGUUGGGGGGUCUAAAACAAUGUUUUCUCCAGCCAGUGCUUGUCCAGGUACCAUUCCCGUAUCUUGCAUUGCUUUUGUAAACUUGCAGACUUUUGGCAUCCAGCUUUUCUCGUUCCAUGUGGAAUAUGCCUUAAUGGCAGGUGAGAUUUACUUGGCUAGACCUUUCUGUCCACGAGUGUGGACUUCCACAUGCCACAGCCAAGCCUUCUGAAAUUUGGGAGAGGGACUGUUAUUAACUUUCAUAUCCAUUUGUCCUGUAGCCUCUCACCCUGAACUCCCAUGGCCCCUCUUGAGCAAGAGCCACAUAUUCUGCUGCAUCAUUGCUUUUCAAAAAGAUGUUUAGCCUCGAGCCACUCACCUGUGAACUCUGAUGGCCUCUCUUGAGCACAAACUGUGAUUUCUGCUGUAUCACUGUUUUGCUAAAAAGAUGAAAGGUGGUUGGUUAAUGUGUUACCUAAACUUUGGUGACUCUGCUGCUCCACGUGCCAGCUGCUGAUUGCCAAUGAAGAGCAUUCUCUGAACUCCAGCCACCUUCCUGAGCAAAGGUUGGUCUUGCUUAUCAACAGUGCAACACAAUUCUUGUGAUAUAAGCUCUGUGGAGUGGCCAUAAAUUUGAUUCCCGAUUUGAAUCUGGCCCGGGACAGUUGAGUGCACAGUAGUGAGUCACUUGAAACAACCUUGACACAGCAAAGCCCCUCCACGAACAACUGCUUUUUCUGUUGAUUAUUCUGAAUAAUUUGAGAUAACUUAAAUGCAUAGAAAAGCAUAGGUGCCUUGAUAGCACUUUAAUCAAGGCUUUUAUCAGCAAUAAAACUCCAAUAACCUGUAUCAUUUUGUAGAGAUUAAUGAAACAUUAAAGUCCACCACUGUAUAAAUGAGGUACAAGGAGAUUUUUCUUCAUAUGCUACUGAACAACGUAGGGAGGAGCAGCUCUUUCUUUUCCUGCCCCAUGACAGUUAUGGGGAGGCACCAGGUACAUGCUGGGCUUGUGCUUUUCCUUGCUUUCUGGAGUCUGGCAAAUGGUGGGAAGCUCUUGGUAGUGCCUCAGGAUGGAAGUCACUGGCUGAGCAUGCGCAUGGUUCUGGAGAAACUCUGGGAGAAGGGGCACGAAAUCGUGGCUGUGGUUCCUGAUGCUGCCUUGUUCUUGAAAAGCUCCCAGUCCUUCACCAUCAAAACAUAUUCGGUGCCUUACAGCCAGGAGUUUGUGGACAAAUCCUACCAGGAGAUGGGGGAAAAGAGCUUUGAGCCCCUAAAGCUCUCCGUUGUACUCAGCAACAUCUCAGAGUUGACCAAUAUGUUCUCUUCUGCUUGUCGGCAUCUCUUGUCUAACAAAGAACUCAUGAAGUACCUCCAGGACAGCAAAUUCGAUGCCAUCAUGAUGGACCCUGUGCUGCCCUGUGGGCCAAUUCUGGCAGAGUAUCUCUCCCUCCCCUCUGUGUACUUCAUGCGUGGCCUUCCUUGUACCUUAGACUACAAAGCCACACAGGCUCCCAGCCCUGUAUCCUACGUGCCCAGGACUUUCUCAUCAGCUUCUGACCACAUGACAUUCCCAGAGCGCGUGAAGAAUUUCCUGAUCGGGCUCUCAGAGCCUUUGCUUUGCGACCUGUUUUAUUUGAAAUACAAGAACUUGGCUUCUGAGUUCCUGCAGAGGGAUGUAACAAUGCAGGAGCUGUUCAGCCAAGCAUCAGUUUUGCUGAUGAGAUAUGACUUUGUUUUUGAGUAUCCGCGCCCUAUCAUGCCCAACAUGGUCUAUAUUGGAGGCAUCAACUGUCAGCAAAAGCAGCCGCUCUCAAAGGAAUUUGAAGCCAUAGUGAACGCCUCUGGAGAACACGGCAUCGUUGUCUUCUCGCUGGGCUCCAUGGUGUCCGAGAUUCCUGAGAAGAAAGCCAUGGAAAUUGCAGAGGCCUUGGGAACAGUCCCUCAGACGGUCUUGUGGCGCUACACAGGCAAGACACCCUCCAACCUGCCCAAGAACGUGAAGCUCGUCAAGUGGCUGCCUCAGAACGACCUCCUGGCUCACCCCAAGACUCGUGCCUUUAUCACCCACGGAGGCUCCCAUGGAGUUUAUGAGGGAAUAUGCAAUGCAGUGCCCAUGGUGCUGAUGCCUCUGUUUGGGGACCAGAUGGACAACGCCAAGCGAGUGGAGUCCCGGGGAGCAGGGCUGACCCUGAACAUCCUGGAGAUGACUUCCAACGACAUUUCCAACGCCCUGAAAGCAGUGAUCAACGACAAAAAGUACAAGGAGAACAUCCAGCGCCUCUCCGAGCUGCACCUGGACAGACCCAUCCACCCUCUGGACCUGGCCGUGCACUGGGUGGAGUUUGUGAUGAGGCACAAGGGGGCCCCUCACCUGCGCCCCGCUGCCCACGACCUCAACUGGGUGCAGUACCACUCUCUGGACGUCAUCGCCUUCCUGGCGGCCGUCACGCUCCUCUCCCUCUUCAUCUCCUUCAAGUGCUGCCUCUGCCUCUGCCGCAGGUGCUUCUGCAAGAAGGGCAGGACGGGGAAGCCCGCCAAGGCCAAGUCCCACUAGCACCUGGGAACGGUGGUAGGGGACAAAGCUCCUGCUCCAGGGGUCGGGGAACAGCUCCAAUCUCGCUGCAAUGAAUAAAACACUACGAUUUUCAGUCAAGGAAUAAUAGGGAUCCUUUGGAAUAGCACCACAAGAAGGGUUGUUCCGCUGAUCUAAUUCUAAUUAAGAAUGGGCCUAAUUAAUUAAGAAUGUUAAAAAUGCCUUGUGCAGGAGUGCUGCAGUCACUUGGGAAAGGUCUGAGUGUGAAAUCCAAGGCCCCUGGCUCCCACCUGUCGGUGUGCAGAGGACUCUCAGUGACUUUUUCUUUUAACCUCUACCUGCAGCAGAGAUGUGUAGGGAUUUUGGAGGACAUAAGGUCAGAUUUCUGUUUGAAAUCUCUCUGUAGCUGUUGUUGUAGGAGAGGCAAAUGUUCUACACUCACAAAUCCCAUCAUGCAAACCAAGCUUGAUGCACAUUGUCAUGUGUGUUUACAAGACCCUUAACAAAAUCAAGGUUUCUGGCAGGAAAGCUGCUGGAAAAGCACUGGUGUUUCCCCCAAAUUCCCCAUCAGGCAGAUGUGCUGUACCUGGAGCUCACCUGCUGGUGAGAUCUUAGUAAGCAUUGCUUAUAAACCCCCACAACUGAUUUGCUCUUUGUAAGUGAUGCUCAGGGAAAGACCCCAAACCCCAGCCCUAUUAAUAAACUCCAAAUACUAAAAAUAAA
Sturnus vulgaris (Common starling) is the source of this 3584-nucleotide messenger RNA. Its product is annotated as UDP-glucuronosyltransferase 1A1-like. NCBI's taxonomy places the organism in Eukaryota, Metazoa, Chordata, Aves, Passeriformes, Sturnidae. The record is from RefSeq and is a predicted model, not a curated record. Gene Ontology annotation, molecular function: UDP-glycosyltransferase activity.